AUGAAAGAAUCUUCCGAUGGAGCCUCGCGCCGGCCAGUGUCCGACGAUUUUGAGGAGGGUGCACCAAAGGCUCCUCGGGAACGAGGCUUCCGAUUUCUUAACUUUUCAAAUUUCAACGACACCAAGGCGAAAGAGACGAAAAACAGGGUCCGAAGCCAUGUCAUGCAUGGGGUACAUCAGAAAAAGAAGAGUGGAGAGCAGCGUAUACCGAAAGGCUCAAUUGAGCUAGACACUUAUUCUCUAGUUCGUUCGAAGCCUCAAGCCACUCAGCCACACGCAAACACUGCUAUACCGAAUGCAGCAUUAAUAGGUCCCGAUAGAUUGGGAGCAGGAAGAAAUGAUCCUUUCCAGAACUACCCAAUUCGGAUGAAUCAACGGACCCUAGAGAUCUAUGAUCACUUAACGAAAGGUCCCUUUUGCCCGAUGUUUAAGACAAUGAGCAGAAUCGGAUUCUACAGGAGCAUCACGGAUCCUGCGGGUUUUCUCCAAAUCCUUAGCACUUCAGUCUCUCACAUGACCAUGCUACGGCACCAGCCUGUGGCAGAGAGCCCGGAAGCAAUCGCGCUGUCAACCCAGGCGAUCGAGUCUGUCAACAAGCGGCUUGGCGAUCCCGUCCUCAACAUGAGCGAUGGAAUCGUGGCGGCCAUCUUGACGUUCUGUUGUCACACUACCAUGUUCAACGAUGUCCCUGGCUCAAAGAUCCACGUGAACGGGCUAGAAGAGAUCAUUCGGCGCAGAGGAGGCGUAGGCACUUUGGAUUCAAACCCCGCGAUGAGGAUGGUCUUAUUUUGGGUCGACACAAAUUAUGCUUUCAUGGCAAACACAGUGCCUCGAUUUCCGUAUCCAGAAGACCUAUACCCCGUGAUUCCUGAACGGCCCGGCAACGAUCCUUUGCUGCUCACAGAAGCGUGCAAACAAGAAGAUCUUCUUUCUGCCAUUUAUGACUUAUAUAGCUUGAAUCAGCUGAUAACCAACGAACCCAAAGUUAGAGAUAUCUGGGCCGAUGGUGUCUUUGCAUGGAAAUAUAUUGUUCCUGUGCUCCACAAGCUGCUGUUGAUAAAGUAUGAGCAGCUAGGUCCUGGGUCAGCAGCUCUCCGAACAGGUGCAAUGCUUUAUAUUGCGGCAAUACGGCGGCGAUUCGGAGUCCGAAUCUUAACGGACAUUCAAAUUCAAAAACUGAGAACCUCCAUGAUGGCGCUGCUCCAGGAUGCUGAUCUCGCCGGAUACGACGCUACUGCUGCUGUUCUGCUUUGGCUAUUUGUGCUUGGCAGUACGCUGUCAGACCUGAGGGACGACCGCGAUUGGUUCGUCUCGCAGACAGCGCAGCAUAUCUCCAUCAUGGGUUAUGGCUCGUGGGAUGAGGCGAUCAGCGGCUCCGUCAAGAAAGUCUUGUGGAUUGACGAUAUUCUUGUCGAUGAACUCGAGUCACUUCACCAAGACGUGUCUAUGACAAUGUUGGUUUCUUAUGGACACCGAUUUCCUUAA
Hyaloscypha bicolor E is the source of this 1485-nucleotide messenger RNA. RefSeq lists its product as uncharacterized. The transcript has 4 exons. The record is from RefSeq and is a predicted model, not a curated record. Lineage: Eukaryota; Fungi; Ascomycota; Leotiomycetes; Helotiales; Hyaloscyphaceae. The coding region runs from base 1 to 1485 and encodes 494 amino acids.